This is a messenger RNA of Knipowitschia caucasica, 1641 nucleotides long. Lineage: Eukaryota; Metazoa; Chordata; Actinopteri; Gobiiformes; Gobiidae. The record is from the annotation of a GenBank genome assembly.
AUGAGACAAGAGAGCAGGUUUAAAUCUCCAACUACACUUUUCCCAGGCAUGCUGAAACGCACCAAAUACAGCCGCCUCCGGAACGAUUCUGUUACAUCUUUGGAGGAGCGCCCGGUCUCCGUGCUGCCCCUGAAGAGGAGCCUGUGUCUACACUUCAGCCCCCAGCCGCCUGCCCCUUCCACGCUCGGAGACUUCAUGGCCAACAUCCGCAUCCAGAGCCCCCUACGGGAUCGGACCGUGCCCCCACAGGCCUCCUCGGCCCCGGGACAGGGCGAGAGGGCGGGGCAGAGGCUGUUCAGUCAGGCCUCUCUGGAUAUGGGAGCGCUGAGGUGCACCAGACGACCCAUCACUCUGCAGCGUGUGGCCAGUCUGCCCUGGACCACCUGUGACCACCUGCCACAGGGCGACUGCGGCUGCGACAGUGGCGAGAAGGCGGGAGUGAAGACUGCCGUACAUCAUGAUAUUAAGUACAUGGGCAGCGUGGAGGUGACUCAGUCCAUGAGGACCCUGGACUUCGCGACUCGGAUGCAAGUCACACGAGAGGCUAUAAACAUAUUAUGGGAAAAGACCUCCACCAAGACAUCACUCAAGUCAAAAAAGACUCAGACGCGUCACAAAGGCCUGUGUCUGGUCCUGGGACAGAGCGACCUGAGCUUCAGCGGCAGCAGAGUCCUCCUCAGUGUGUCCACAGAGAGCCUCAGUCUGCUCUGCGUCUCCUCCCUGCAGAAGAUCGCGCAUCACUCCAUGCAGUCCAUCUCCUUCGCCUCCGGAGCCGACCCGGACAUGUCUGACUACAUCGCUUAUGUGGCAAAGGACCAGGACAAUAAGAGAGCGUGUCACAUCCUGGAGUGUCCACAGGGGGGCGCAGUGGAGGUCAUAAACAGCAUCGGUCAGGCGUUUGAAACACGGUUCCACCAGAUGCUCAGCCAGUCCUCCCCUCUCCUCAGCGGUGCUCCCAGGUCAGUGGACCCCAGUCCCAGAUCGCAUUCAAGUCUUUCCCCGGGUCUCGACUAUUACAACAUAGUUCCAAAGAAGACGCCUCCUGCUGGUGGGGCAGAGGAUCUGCCCCUCUCUGAACGGGACACAACACAAGACCAGAUUGUGCAAAGGGUUUGUCCACAUCCGUCUGGGGUCCUGUAUGAAAACUGCUCCACCACAGAAAGGACAGCGCCACCUGAAGCAAGAUCAGCGGUCAACUCUGUUUGUUCGACAAAAGUCUUGAUCCAGGACGAGGACUGGUUCCACGGCAGACUGGGCCGGGAGCAGGCGGAGGCGCUCCUCAGCUGCAGUGGAGACUUCUUGGUGCGGGAGAGCAGCUCGGCCACAGGGCAGUACGUCCUGAGCGGCAGAGAGGGCCCUACGGUCCGACACCUGCUGCUGGUGGACCCUGACGGACACGUUCGCACAAGGGACAAAGUCUUCCUCAGCAUCGGUCACUUGAUCCACUUCCACAUGAAGAGCCAGACACCCAUUCAGUGCGGCACAAGUGAACUGAGUCUGAAACAGCCAGUCCGCCCCAAACCGCUGCGUACCGGAACACUGAGUACCGGAACACUGAGUACCGGAACACUGAGUACCGGAACGCCAAGCACCGGAACACUGAGUACCAAAACGCCAAGUAUCGGGGCCUCCUCUGUGUAG